Messenger RNA from Andrographis paniculata, 1574 nucleotides. RefSeq names its product lipid phosphate phosphatase epsilon 1, chloroplastic-like. Gene Ontology annotation, molecular function: dolichyldiphosphatase activity. The record is from RefSeq and is a predicted model, not a curated record. The coding region runs from base 475 to 1404 and encodes 309 amino acids. Gene Ontology annotation, cellular component: endoplasmic reticulum membrane; intracellular membrane-bounded organelle. The transcript is spliced from 6 exons. Gene Ontology annotation, biological process: lipid biosynthetic process; protein N-linked glycosylation. NCBI's taxonomy places the organism in Eukaryota, Viridiplantae, Streptophyta, Magnoliopsida, Lamiales, Acanthaceae.
UUUUUUUAAUUUAUUUCCUUUUAAAUGAAAUACCUCAAAUAAUCGCAAUUUGGGCGAAAAAGCUUCUACUUUUUCAUGUCGACCAUCUUCUUGGACACACAUAGGAAUUGUAAGAAGGUGAUUCUUGUAUCCUUGAGCUUCAUCGACUUCUCAACAUCUUCUUUGAUUUUGAUCAUUGCAGUCAAUGACGAUAGAGUGGGGAUCGGGCGACAAUAGAUGAGUUCGCCUUGGUGAAAAUUAAGCCAAAACAGUUUGGAAACGAUGGAGGCGAUGGACGAAAUCACCCAGCAAUGGCGAUGGAGACGGAAACGGGAGAUGAGGGGUUGUGAUUCUUCUCAUGCCAUUGGGCUUCAUCAAGUUCUAGCAUCUCCCAAUAUUUCAGAAAUUAAAAUCGACAGUGAUGGAGUAAGUGAUUGAUAGAAACAACGAAGAAAGUGGGAAAUCGAGUUUGAAUUGUAAGAAAAUGCGACAGUAAUGGAUGACUUCACCAAGCAAUGGAGACAGAAUCGAGAAUUGGGGAUCGCGAUUUGCGGAGUAGGAAUAUUUGGGGGUGAGGGUGGUUGCUUUGAAGGGCUGCCAACGUUGGGUGCUGCUGCCGGAGUCCGUGAAGGACAACAAAGAAAGCUUCAAGAAAUGGAUAGACUCAGAUUAGGGUUUUGUAGGGGAGGGGGAGGGGGAGGAGUGCAUAUCAGGGAAGUACAGAAGAUGAAGAUGAAGAUGAAGAUGACAUGGGGUUGGGAUUGGGAUUGGGGAGCAAAUAAAAAAACUAAUUUUAUGGGGGUUUAUGGAAAUAGCAUUGGGAAUGGGAAUCGAGUUCCGAGUGUGGAAAGUGACUUGGGAAUCCAUCAUAUACUUAGAAACGAAAGUUUGGGGGGAGAUUCACAAGCUGCUCAAAUCGAAGCUUUUCUCAAUAGGGUGAGCAAAUGGGUUGUCUCAAUAGUGAUCGGUGCCACAAUUGUGUGGCGCCAUGAUGCUGAAGCCUUAUGGGCUGCUACGGGUGCUGUUGUAAAUACUGCACUCUCUAUUACGCUUAAAAAGUUAUUCAAUCAACAGAGACCCGUUUCAAGAUUAAGAUCCGACCCGGGAAUGCCGUCUUCCCACGCCCAAUCAUUCUUUUAUAUGCUCACGCUUCUUAAUGUCUCAUUUAUGGAGCGAUGGGGGAUUAACUUAUUUACUGCAAUUUUAUUCACCAUGCUCUUCGUUGUUGCCUCAUACUUUUCAUGGUUGCGGGUUUCCCAACAGUUUCAUACAAGUGAGCAAGUUAUUGCUGGAGCCGUUGUUGGAUCUGCUUUCGCCAUUUUGUGGUUUUGGUGGUGGUAUGCCUUGGUGGUUCAUUCAUUCACAUCUUUAUUGUGGACAACACGGAUCAAGACUCUAAAGAAAAUUGAUCGAGAGUCUAAAUAGGAGUAUUUCAUGCACUCUUUAUUGUUAUGAUAUAUAUUUGUAUUAUAUUAAGAUAAAUUAUGUGUUAUCUGGACUCUUGUUCUUUGUGUUGCAUCUAUCCUACCAAAUGAACAACUUACCAAUUUGUUAGCUCAAAAUCCUAAUAAUAUCGAUUUCUACAACCUGUUCUA